Gadus morhua (Atlantic cod) is the source of this 2730-nucleotide messenger RNA. It is a transcript of the gene aifm4, whose product is annotated as apoptosis inducing factor mitochondria associated 4. The coding region runs from base 158 to 1762 and encodes 534 amino acids. The transcript is spliced from 19 exons. Gene Ontology annotation, cellular component: cytoplasm. The record is from RefSeq and is a predicted model, not a curated record. Lineage: Eukaryota; Metazoa; Chordata; Actinopteri; Gadiformes; Gadidae. Gene Ontology annotation, molecular function: 2 iron, 2 sulfur cluster binding; oxidoreductase activity, acting on NAD(P)H.
GCGUAACCUAUCACGAGACCUUGACGCUGCACAACGCAACCGGCUUUCAUGCAUUAUCCAUACGGUUGGCAGUUGUACUCGAGGAAGACGGCAGUUUUGGCAAUCUACCUCUAUUAUUUUGGAUUGAGGAAUAUCAUACUACCAUUUCGGAGACAGAAUGAAUGAAGACUUGACAGCAGAGCAAGGAGAAGUGACUGCACUUCUCUGCCAAGAAGAUGAACUACAGGAUGGACAAAUGAGGGAGGUAGAAGUGGAGGGCCAAAAGGUGCUGCUGGUCCGUACUGAGGGCCGGUAUGGUGCUGUGGGUAGUCGCUGCACCCAUUAUAACGCUCCCCUGGUCAAAGGAGCUUUGGUGGGCAACAGGGUCAGAUGUCCCUUCCACGGUGCUUGUUUCAAUGUAAUGACUGGAGAUAUAGAGGAGUUUCCAGGUCUCGACUGUUUGCCCUCUUACAAGGUUAAAGUCGAGGAUGGCAACGUGUACAUCUCAUUCAACCGAAAGGCUCUGAAGCUCAGCAGACGGGUGAAAGAGAUGAGCAGCAGAGAGCCAGAGGUCAACCACAGCACCCUGCUCAUAGGAGGAGGCCCCGCAGCCCUGCUCUGUGCCGAGACACUGAGACGGAACUCUUACCAGGGCCGAAUCGUCAUGGUGACCAAAGACGCCCUGCCCCCGUUUGACAAACCCAAAUUAAGCAAGGCAUUGAAUUCGGAGAGCAGCCAGAUUCUCCUUCGUUCUGAGGACUUCUUCAAACAGUAUGGGAUAGAGGUGUGGACACAAAAAGAGGUCGUGUCGGUAGAGCCGGUCGAUAAGGUGGUGAGGCUGAGUGACGGAACAGUGCAACCUUACGACCAGCUGCUCAUCUCUACCGGCUGUAGGGCGCGGUCGCUAGGCUGUCCUGGCCAACACCUGAAGGGAGUCAAGCUGCUGCAGACUCACCAGGAUGCCCAGGACAUCCAUAACUCCUGUCAGGGUCAAAGGGCAGUCAUCAUUGGCGCAUCCUUCAUAGGCAUGGAGGUGGCUUCUUACCUAUCGAAUAAAGCUGCCAGCGUGGCCAUGGUUGGCACCACUCAAUACCCUUUUGAAAGGUCACUUGGCCCCGAGAUUGGGAAGAUGGCGAUGCAUAUGUUGGAGGAAAAUAAUGUGAAAUUCUACAUGAAGGACAGAGUUCUAGAGAUCAGGGGAGAAGAUGGCAAAGUUAAAGAAGUGGUGCUGGAGAGUGGUGCCGUUCUGCAAGCGGAUGUUGUGGUGGCAGGAAUUGGUGUCGUCCCAAAUUCUGACUUCCUGAUGGGAAGCCAGGUGCAGACGGAUUCCAGGAAGGCUGUAGUCGUUGAUGAGUUCAUGAAGACCAACGUACCAGACAUCUAUGGUGCUGGCGAUGUCACGUCCUUCCCCCUCCCAAUCCGCGGGGGUCAGAGGGUCCAGAUCGGCCACUGGCAGAUGGCACAUUCCCAUGGCAGAGCUGCGGCCUUAAACAUGCUGAACAAGCCCACCAAGAUGGAUUCUGUUCCGUUCUUUUGGACUGUGUUGCUCGGAAAAAGUAUCCGAUACGCAGGUUUUGGGGAAGGAUACACAGAAAUCAUAUUCAAAGGCAAAGUGGAGGAAGGAAAGUUCCUAGCAUUUUACAUCAAAGAGCAGGUGGUGGUCGCAGCAGCAAGCCUCAUGUUUGACCCUGCUGUAUCUCUGAUCGCAGAACUCAUGUCCUCAGGGCACCAAAUCACAAAGACACAGGCACAAUCUGAGGACCUGAGCUGGUUGAAAUUAUAGUGUGUGGUCCAGGAUCAAGGAUGAACGCAAACCAGUCCAUUUACUUGAUCAGGGGGUCUCAAUUGCUAUUAUGAAUAUAAUAUUUUUCAUUAAUUUAUCUUUCAAUCAAUUACUUUUUCAAUCAUUGUUAUUCCUCUUGUAAAAUGAGUCAUGGCUUUAAGGCUGCACAUCAUCUAGGCUGUUCCAUUUAUCCUGAUUAGUCAGGUAAACAGAUUCUAAGAGCUGAGAAUGACGCUGGAGGCAAGGUCUGAAAUUACAAAUGUAAAUGUUUAGAAGAUAAUCUUACUUGAAACACACUUUUUUAAUUGCUUAACAUACCUGACUAAUCAACAGAGGAAAACCAGUUACAGUAACGAAGGUGCUAAUCAGCGAAAAUAUAGGGGACAAAAUGGACAGUGUGUACAUUUUAUCUAUUCAAUGUUUUUUUUGAACUAUAGCACACUUGUAGAUUGAGUUGGUAUUAUUAUUUUGGGUGUGACUGUGGCCAUAUUGAGUUGCUCUAGUUUGUUAUUUUGUUUCUAAACCAUUUGCCUUUUGUUACUCCUUCAGGGACAAAUAAAGUAUGUGGAGCGAUUCAUUCAUACAUGUAGUAAUAAAUGUUCAUAAUAAUGUUGAGUAUGGAAUUGUAUGGGGAAAGAAAGUUACCAAACGAUUUAGCUAUUUGUCUUAUCAAGUAUGCAAUGCGAUAUAGCCUUCUUCCAAUCAAUAUAAUUUUUUCUUUCCUUGAAAGGCUUUCCACCUGUUUCCACCUGGGUAUUAUUUUCACAAGGGUUAUGUUUUGGGUGUGUGUUUAUUGUUUUUUUUUUCUGUGUGUGUAACUGUUAAUUCAGUUUUCUGCAGAGGCAAAUUACAAUUUUCUGAAGAGCUGAGCUCAGAAAAAAAUGCUUCACUUCCAAAAAAUUGAUAAUCGAAAAUGUAUUAUUUGGUAAGAGAAAUAUAAAGAAGAGUAUUAACACGUCCCAUUUAAA